CUGGCAACACUGCACUGAGGUUUUAUUGAAGUCAGAAGGCGAUGUGCAAUGUUUUUAUUAAAAUACAUUUAAAAAUAAAUUUAUCACAAACCUCUUGCAAGUCCUGUCAUAAUUAAUUUAAUUAUAUCUUUUUUUAUCAUAUCAGAAAGUCAAUCGUGUGCAUUUUGCUGCAUAUGUGUUUGUCUAAGACAGUGUCCUACAUUACAUUUUUAAUUCAAAUGGAAGAAAGUUCCGAACCAAAACAGUUUCUUUUUAAAGGAGUGACUUAAUGUUACUCAUCUUUGUUAUGGAAUAUUUUCUGAAGCUCUUUCGCUUUACCAUUGCUUGAGAAACUCUUGUAAUGUUUACUGUACUAGAGAUAGCUUUUAGUGUGGGAGUGCUUGUCACUUUAGUUACAGCAUUCUCAUUAUGUGUGUGUGGCUGCAAAAACUCUAAUCAGAAAAGUGAGUUGGUGGGCACUGCCGGUGUAGUCAAAAUAUGUUUCGAUGAGGAAGUACCAUCCCCAACGCCCACCACUCCUGCCUCUAUCAAGCGAGCUUCAACUCAAAACAGUCAACGGAGCUUGCCAGAAAUACCUCAUCCUGUUGGCAGGCACGAUAGCGGCGACACUGCUUCGGAAAUCUAUGCUACCGUAAAUCUCAAUGAAGGAAACAAAACUGUGGCAAACGCGUCCACGAGUCGAGGAGAUCACCCCUACGAGCGAGCCUAUGCCAAAUUACAAAAUGAUUCUCGUAAUGUCACCGUUGAAAUGGCAGCAGCAGACCAAGGGUCAACAGAGAGAGAAAUUCAAAUAGAAGAACGCGAAGCAGCUCCAUCAGGUCCGGAAUCGGUAGUAAUAUCCGCAUCGGUAGCUAUAAGCGGACAGUUGCCGUCGAGUCAAGAGUUGCCUUACAUCACGCCGCCCUCGCCGCGUCCUCACACCGACACUCACACGCACUUUAGCGGCGACUCCACGGACUCUGCCAAGGGUUACACCAGCAUUUCAGUACGAGAGCCGUUAAGCAAUAUUCGCGCGCAAACCACCAAGGCGCCAGCGCAGCCGCACUAUGCUACUGUAUCCGACGACUCUGACGAAAUGUACGCCGCGAUCGAAGAGGCGAGCGUUGGCGAAGGAUCUGACACGUACGCACAAAUAGCGCCCGAGCCGCGCCGACGCGAGCCCAGCGAACUGAGGUCUGACGCCAGAAGGAGUGCUCCGCCCGAAAUUGGUGCUUCCACAUCGAACGCAACUCAUUCCAGACAAGCAUCGUCAUCGUCGUGUUCCAACUCGACGGGCGCCCUAGGCUCCCCUAAACCGGAGAAGCGGCAGGCCAACUCCCCCCUGCCGCCCCCGCCGGCUCACCCCGCGCGACCGGUAGAAAACGCCCAACAAAAGCAUCAACGCAUAUCUAGCACGGGUGACCUCUUCAGUCACGACAAGCUGCGACGCAGCCUCAACGAAAAACACCAACGAAACAACAGUUGCGUCAGCUCAUCUGACUUCUACGGUUGCAACUAUCCCGUGGAGAAGCAUAGAUUUAGCUCGGGCGAACUCAUACGGCCGUUGGUCGCCAAAGAGCUGAAUUUCGACAUAGACCAAAGGGACGUCCCUGCCGACAACUUAUACAACUCCAUAGACGGCCCCGGUUACAGUGACUACUCGUCAGCCGAGGCGAAUACAAGCAUGAACUCCGAACAACGAAUCACCGAAAGCCCGUCGCGCAACGUCGAAGAAAUGUACGCGAAAGUGAUAAAGAAAACGAAAGGGAAAUCUGAAGAGAGCGCGCGCAGAUCCAAAGAUCUCACCAACGCCGAUAAAGAAGCGAGCACGUCGAAAUACCGCGGCGACGAUCCCGGCUACGAGACCAUAGACCGCAAGAAAUCCAUCAACUAUGGCUACGAAACCAUAAGUCACAAAGAGCGAAAGACUUCGCAAAACCAAGACCCGGGCUACGAAACAGUAAAAGACUACAACAAAACGGGACCUAACACUAAUUUCACGAACAAUAACUUGCUAAAGUUGAAUCAUGUUAACGUAGACAGUGGUCCCAAUAGCAUAAUGAGCAGUGACGCUGGAUACGAGCAUAUCGCGAAGACUGACAAUAACGCUUCCGAUUCGGAUCCGAACUACGAAGUGUUGAGGAAUCAACCUCCUACGCCGCCGUAUGCCACGAUAGCGCCCAACUAUAAAGUGCAACCUACGUACUCGGCAGUUAAUAAAAGACCGAACAAAUAUAACAAUUGGCCGGCGAACAAUAACGACGAGCCUACUGUUGAACCGAACUACGAGUCAAUGCCGCACGACCCUUUAUACACGACGGGGAGCGAAUCUGAUCCAAAUUAUGAAUCGGUACGGCCCAAAGAUCCCAAUUACGAGAGUGUGAACGCACAAGAUCCCAAUUACGAGUCAUUGAGAUGUAAAGACCCCAAAUACGAGUCUGUGCGGUCUAAAGAUUCCAAAUACGAUUCGGUGCGGUCGAAAAAGGACCCUAAUUACGAGAGCGUUAAGUACUUCGAGUUGUCGAACAAAGAACCGCCUUACGAGAAGGUGAACAAUGAAAUGGGUACCAGUAGCGGUGUUGACAGAUCCGACUCUUCAGCGGGGUAUGAAAAAAUCAACGUGGCCGGCAACAGGGAACCAAAAAACAGUAUUAGUAAUGGUGCUGACGCCACCGUUAGUGAUUACUUUCAAGUAUGAAGGGGCAAAUUAUCAAGGACUUAUGGAGAAGUGGCAAUCUGAGGUAUUAAUCUGAGAAAAAGACCAGCGCUCUAAGAUUGUGCGGUUUUAUUUAUUUAUAUUUGAAUAGGUGUUUAAAUACAAUUGCAAUACCUCAACGGUAGGAUGUUAUGAUAUGUAAUAUCUUCCUUAGGCAUCUGUGAUAUUUAUUAUGAUUGUACUUUGAAUAUUUAUUAUUAUUAUUAUUAUUUUUGUAUCGUAAUGGGAAAUUCUUUGAAGCAACAACUGAAAUAGGCAAAUGAAUUUUUUUCCAAAUAAAGAAAGCAAAAGAAAUACUUCAUAAUUAUUAUUUUGUAAUCUCCAUUGAUAAGUUGUGUUCAAGAGGAGUAUUCUUUUAAAGUUGCCAAUAUCGAAGUAUGUAUCUAUUGCAUACAUUUUGUACAAAAUGUAGAUUGUACAUAAUUUUAAUUUGUAGGUAUUUAUACUAGUUUUAAUACGAUGUAUAAUAUACAUAGUAAUUAAGAUUCCAUUUCGACUGGAGUUUUGUCAGUACACAAUUUUCAGCAGCACCAAUGUUAAACAGUAUGUCCAUUUUCUGGAAUAUAAAUACAAAUUUUAAUAUUUAUACAAAAUGUAUGUUUAAAUAUGAAUGUAUUUAAGGCGUAAGACUGGGGCUACACUUUAACCUAAGACUGUUUUUUUAUGGGAUAUUUCAACGAUUGUAUUUUAUUAUUUAAUUAAGUAUAACUACGAAAGCUGUUUGUAUUAGCGAAAUGCAUUUUUAAUACAUACAAUUGAAAAUUACAGUCAAAUCUUUAGAUGUAAAAUCUUUUAUGCUAUCUUGUAAACUUGUAUUGAGUCAAAAUACUUAUGUUUUUACUAAUUAUCUGUUCAAGUAUUUUAACAUAUUUCUGACAUUAUUUUUCUUGAAAUGAGAAACUCGAAUUUGAUAUUAUUCUUGCAAUUUGCAAUAAUGAUGAAAAUGUGAAAUGAUGUUUUGAAUUGAUUGCUUAUCUUUUUAGUGCAUUUUAUUAGUAUUUAUACGCAUGUCCAUUAUUUUUAAUUAACUUAUCUGCAAAUUUUUUAUUAAUUAUAAUGUCAUCGUAUGAUGGUGCGCAUUAAGCAUUUGUAAGAAAAUUAAUUUCAAAGCACAAUACAAUCAAACAGCUUAAAUGCGAUUUUAUGUGUAGUGGCAUGUAGCAAAAAUAUAUGUAGACUUAGUACAUUUCACUUAGUAUAUUUUAAUUAAAACGGGAAGAUAUUCAAAAUAGUAAAGUCAUGCAUAGAAACGGUGCCUAAAUUGUUUCUGCGUAGGCAGCAUAAACACUUAGCGUGAGUUUUAACAGCUUAGUUUAACUUCAACUGUUCAGUUAAAAUAUUGGUAAUGUAAAAAAUGGGUUGCACCAUUUUAACGUUAGUAAAAAUGAGGUUAUAAUGAGGGUUACCCAUAGAGGUAUAAGAAUAGAGUGGGGAAGGCGGCUCUAAAAAUGUCCGUCUAGUAGAAAGAGAAAGAAGAAGAGAGACCGCUAGCUAUCUCUCUCUCUUGUCUUGCAUGGCAUCCAAUGGCAUCAUAUCGAAAUCGUAUGAUGGUUACGGUUGCCAAUGCGCAUGCGCGAUUAGAGAGAGAAAGCUAGCGGUCUCACAUCUUCUUUCUCUUUCUAUUAGAAGGACACUUCCACUUGUAGUAGAGUCUAUACCUCCCCUACUCUAUUCUUAUACCUCUAUGGGGCUAUCGCGUAUGAAUCCGCCGCUAGCGGCGCUUGUGUAGCGUGAGGUCUCAAAAACGUCAAAUAUUAUUAUAUUGCUUGUGGGUUGACUACACGGGUUUAUUUCUAAUUAAAAUAAUGUUGUGAAUAUUUGGCAGUAACUCAGAUUAAUUACUACUAAUAAAUAUGGGUUACAUGUCGAUGAAUGUCAGCUAUUUAAAAGCGGAGCUAAGAAAAUUUUGUAUGUCCUCCUUUUUUCUAAACAAAACGGAUCUGCGCAACACUGUGACAUGGCCUAUAAUUAUGUUAACGAUACCGCAUCUUUUGUAUUAAAAUAUGAUUAAAAAGUAAAGAGUAAUAUCACGGGCGUAUUAACAAACUUUAAAAGCUACACUUCAGGACCUCACUCAACAGUGGCGCCAUCUGGUGAGACAAAAAACGAUAACCCUCAUUCGACAGUGACAGUAGUGUCGAUUCUGGCAUGAAUCUGCAAACCUAAACUUUAAUUUGACAACAGUGUAUCCUUGUCAUUGUCUAUACAGAAUGAAAAGAAGAGACUGACGUUAAAUUAAGUUUUAAGUAAGAGAAUCAUACCAGAAUCGUCACCAUUAACUGUCUAAGCGAAGCCGUAUAAUUUAACUUUUACUAGCUCUGUGGUGCAACUCACACUUAAAAUUUAAUACCUACCUACUAAAAUAGAAUGAAUCUAAAAAGUAGGUACUCUUAAAGUAUACUAAUUAAUAAAUAAGGUAUUACUGUUUAAAAAAACGAAUAUCAGUGAAUAUACUGAUAUUAUUCAUAUUUCUUAGUACCUAAAUAACCAAAAAAAAGUCACAUAUUUUUACCAAUGAUAAUAUGUAUAGACUCAUCUCUCAUCAAGUUACUACAAUCUUUACAAUUUUCUCGCUUGAUUUUAAAACUUAUAUAAAAAGCUUUAUAAAGCUUAAAGUCUGUUGGAGAAAUUUGACAGUUUUGGGUAAUUCGGCCUGUGACUCUGUCUUAACAGUGAAUGGACAAAUUUAUUUAUCUUCGCUGGCAUUCUAGAAGUGAGAGAAAGAAAACGUAUUUUUAUGUACCUAACUUUUUAUGUAUCAAAGAACGUUGGCUACCCUGACCCCAUCCUUACUCAAUGGCAGAAACAACACUACAAAAAGAUAAUGGUGUUGAUUCUGGCAUGAUUCCCUAAACCUAAACUUAAAUUUGACAAUAGUUUAUCGUUCUCAUCUAUACUUAAAAGAAAAUGGUAGGAAAAACUGUACAUUGAAUAUUUUUUAAAAGAAUACUUGGGGUGUGAUCUACAAUCGAUAUCGAAGCCAAAAAUAUAGUUUUAAGUAUUUUUGUCCGUUUGUCUGUAUGUAUGUCCGGAAUGAACUCAAAAAGCACUGCAAGGAUUUACUUAAAAUUUGGCACGAAUGUUAUUAAGAAAUCGGGUCAACAUAAAGGCUACAUAUUAUCAUGCUAUCACCUAGGGGGAACGAGCAGUGAACCUUUAUUUCUAACUAACUCCACGCGUACGAAGUCGCGGGCGGCCGCUAGUUCUCCAUAAAGAAUGAAAAGGAGAGACUGAUGUUAAAUUUAGUUUUAAGUUUAGAGAAUCAUGCCAGAAGCAACACAAAUGUUACUUCACUGUGAUCUUCUGUAAGGUGCAGGUUAGCUCCCCAGACAGGCAGACCCCUCUUUCCCAGUGGGCACUUUGGGGCAAGUGCCCAGGGCCCCGCGAUCGGUAGGGGAAAAUACAAAGGCCCUAUUUCCUAUUAAAUCACCAAACGGGGGCAAAGGGGCCCCAGUAUCCUAAUAUGCCCAGGGCCUCCAAUGGGUCAAAGACGUCACUGCAGACAUAGGGAAGAUGCAAUAUUUUUAUUUUUGUUUUCAUUUUAUAGAAUUCCAUGUAGAAUAAACCACAGAUAUAUUAAAAAAUUAAAACAUUGUGAUUUAUCGGAAAAAAUGCGGUUUUAAAUUGACAAUUUAAAUUUUCGCGCGAAAACGAACCUAUGGUUGCGAUGACGUCACUCCUGUCUGUCACUGCUCGUACUUGUUCGUUGCUGUCUUUAAAUUUUCAUACUUUUGCAUAUUUUUUCGACUUUCGAAAUAUUUUUUUUGAAAAGUUUAAAAUGGACUAUCCAUCAACAUCAUGUGAUCAUAACAAUACCACUAAUAUUCCGAAAAAAAGGUGUGUUUACUCUUGUUUUGUGCCAAUCUACUUCAACAAAGUUCCCAAAUAAAAUGUUUUUGACUGGAACUUCUGACCCAAAACUGAAAAAAAGUGUGAAACCACUUUUUUGCUGCGAAGCUGCGAAGAGAAAUGAUAAUUAUUCUCCAAAGACCAUUAUUCGAUGCUGAGAAGAUCACUUUGACGUAAGUCGGCGAAUAUACUUGUUAUAUGCUUAAUUAAUCUGCUUGUACGUAAAAACGCAUUAGUAACCUACCUAAUAUUUACAUAACCUGUCUAUAACAUAUUUUUAAUUUUACAGUUGGAGAAUGACGACGAAAAUUAGAUAAAGUUUAAAAUGUGUGGCACAAUCUUCACAUUGGCAGGACUGAACUAAGCUUUGCGUUUCAUUUAAAAUAACUGUAACACGAUAUCCUUCUUUACGUACUUUAUGCUCCGGAGAACUCGACCUUCUACUGUACAUAAUUCUCCAUCUCUUUUAAUUUGGACAUAGCCGAUUGCAUUAUCGCCAUAAGAUUUGUAGAAGCCGCUAAAUAAAAUACGAAGUUUAACAACUACGAUUUUUACAUACCGUAGUAAUUUAGUCCCUUUCAUUUCUACACUUAAAAACUCUGCACUUUGGACAAAAAAAGUUAUAACCAUGUCAACGCUAACUCUUGGUAAAUUCCUGGAGUCUGCUUUGAUAAACGCAACUCUCAUUUUUAUUAAAUGUAAAAAAACGCAAUAAAUAUUCCCAUAAAAUAAUAUUUACUUUAACAACCAUAACCUCAAAGAAGUUGUCAUAACAGGAGUGACGUCACUAAACGCUGAUUGGUGUUUUAAAAUACGUUCCGUUUCAAGUAUUUUUAAUUCGUAAUAAUUGUUAAAAAACAACAUUAUGUAAAAUAAAAAAGUUGCAGUGGCAUUUCUUUUAUAUUUUUUUAACAUUUUAAUCAUAAAAUUAUCAUAAAUAUUAUAUAUGCAUCUUCCCUAAGUUUAAUGUACUUAAGAAAAGAUAUUAACAGACUUUUUAAAUUGAAAAUAUUUCUGGUGCUUUAUUUACACAAACGGUCGGUACUAUUAAUAUUGUAAUUAAUUUCAUGUCGGCACUUUACUCAUACUUUAUUUAGUUUAGAAAUACCAAACACGAAUAGCCAAGUGAAGUACUGGCAUCAAAAUCUUAGUGGUAAUUUAAUUUAAGAUUACAAAGACGUCAUGUAAUGAUAACGAACGUUGAACUAAUCCUAUUUCACUUUCACUUGAAAAAAUCAUGUAAAUUACUUUUUAUCCAUUCAAGUUCUGCAGUUUGUCUCAAUCGACUUUAAGUAAACUUCAUGUGCUAGUUUAGUAUUAAGUUUCCAUGUUAGUGAAUUUUUAUUUGUUUUCUAUUGUUAUGUUGAUAUUAUACAUAGUUAAGAAGUAAUAAAAUAAAAAAAAUGUACAUAGGUAAUUAUGAUUGAUUGAUGGAAAGAUAUUUUUAAGUACCUGAACUGUAUGAAUUGUUUCCGUUUUUAUAUUUUUGCACAACGAAUUUAGCUUGAUUCGCUACAAACAAUUAAAGAACACUGUCAAUAGCAAAUAUCGGUAAUUAUCACUUCUUUCUUUCAAAAACGUUCAGUGAACAUUGUAAAUGUUAAAAAAUUUAGCGAAUAUGUCACCAGGAUACGUAUCUUCGUGGCGUUAUAAUAAAGCAGUAGUGGAUCAAUAGCUCGGUGGCUUAACUUCCUUUUGUCAAAAACCGUUAGCGAUAAGGCUUCGGGUUUCAUACUCAGCAUUGUUAGGUAAUAAUACCUACUGUCUUCACAAUUUUUAGUCAAUUGUAUCUUGAAAUUAAACUAAAUAUUUAUUGGCCUCAAACUGUAUAUCAAGUCUGGGUUUUUUUUUAAUAUUUUUAAGAUAGUAGCUAUUAUAAGUUAAAUGGGAUGUACACCUAAUGAAAAUAACGAAGGUUUUAAAUAAGCAAGAAAUCGAGACAUUACUUUAUAGCUCCGUUGGUAAGUGUAAAUAUUAUAGAUAUUGAUAAUGUAUGUAUGUAUUACUGUAUUACAUAAUGCGAAAUAUGUCUGCAAAAUAUAAACAUAAAUCCAUUCCAAUUGUAUUUACAGUGGCAAAAAUAUUUCAAUAAAUAAAGUACCUACAUGCCAUAAACUUAUUUCUUAUUGUUUAUUUGUAUUUAUUUUAAGCAUUUAACUGUUGGAUGUUUAAAUCUAUAGAAAAUUUUACUAGGAAAAAAAUAAGCAUUCUUUUGUCGAUGGUCAAUACUUAUUCAAAAUUACCUGUUGCUUGCUAUGUAUAAAUUUUUUACUUAUUUUUCUUUAGGGUCUUUAAAAUGCGAUUCAACUAAGAAUAGGACCGACUGGGCGUCAUAUUGUGACGUCAUAGCUGUCAAUUCAAACCAAAUAGGUAGAGUGAGCAAAAAAAGUUUUUGUAAUAUAUAAUAUAAUAAAACUUAUUUACUUAGAUUAAGUAGGAUAAAACAUCAGAUAUUUUAAUAAAAUAUAUUUACUAAGAUUGAGAAAAAAAAGCAAUAUUCAUUUAAUAAUAUUUAUUUAUUAAGACUGUGUGAGAAAAAAACAUUAAUCAUAAUCUAGCUCUUCAAAUCCGCUUAUCUCUGCAUUUCCGCCGGAGUAGUUAUGAAUAAUAAUCAUGCACUAUUACUAGGUCACAUAUGAACAUGCAUCCUUUAAGUAAACGAAAGUUUUAAAUCGAGUUUAUGAACGCAACUUAAAGUGACAUUUGGUUGACGAUUUAGGUUAUCAACCAGUCAUAGCCAAAGCUCAAUAAAUGAAAAAAAAUAGCAAACAAUAUUAAUUAUCAAUAUUUGUUAUUGUUUGUUUACAAAUGUUUGGUUUUUAUUCUAGAAUUAGGUGGGUGCUAAAAAAGGGUUCCAAGACUUUUUUGCAAGCCGUACUUUUCAAGUGACGUUUGAUAGAUGGAGGUCAUUGGCUUUCCUAUUCUUAUUUGAAUCGCAUUAUACUUAUGUCCCAAUUAUGCCUGUUAUUGUUUAAAUUGGAUUAAAUCAAAUAGGGAAGACACGGUACGCUCUUUACUUGCCUCAAAUUAAAAAUGCUCCGAGUCAACUACUCUCUCUCUCUCUCACACACACACACACACACACACAUUUAUAUAAAUUCAAUCGACCGAUCGAGACAGAAUGAUACGCUUCAACCUUCCUUCCUUCCUUCAACCUAGAUCUAUCUGACUAUCGUCGAAGUCAGGCGAGGCAAGGUUGCACGAAUUUACGCGAGGCGUGUGACUCGCCUUGUGUCACCUGGACACCUGGAUACUUUCUCGUGUCACCACCACGAGGUGACACGAGACAGUAUCCAUCUUCACUAUCGCCUCUGUUCAAUUCUCUCUGUGCGCCAGCAUAAUGAACGUGCUCGAAGUGGCAAGUGCCGCGACUUUAAUGCGUUUUUGCGUAUAUGAUUUUUGAUAACAUAUAGUUCACUUAUAAAAUUAAAAAGCCUUGGCGAAGAAAGCGAUGGUGGAUAAGAUCUUUACACCGUCACAGAACAAGAUAUAAGUAACAAUUUUAUUUUUCAGGUGAAAAUACGAUUACUAUGUGAGUAUUUUUAUCGUUUUUUUUCUAAUAAAAACUCUCCAAAAAAAUGUUACUCAAUCUCACUAAAAUUUCCGGUGGCAUACCGAUUAAAUAAACGCGAGAAUCAGUGUUGCCACCUUGGAUUUUUUUAAGGCUCCAAGUCAAAAGUCAAAAUCGCCAGAUUUAAUAAAAUACACCAAAAUCCGCUAAAUUACAUUACAUCUCUGAUAACAAAAAACCCUAAUUUAAAUAAAAAACCAGUGAGUAUGUAUGAGAUACUACAGAAAUAACUGUGAGUAACCACAUAGAACAUUAUGAAAUUUCGGAAAGUUAGGGCAUUCCCCCUUAAAAAUAUGUUGCUAGAUUUCAUGUUAAAAAACCACUAAAAAAAUUUACCCGCUAGAUGAUGAAAAUAUACCACUAGGAGCCGUGAAAAAGCACCAGUUCUGGUGGAAAAACCACCAAGGUGGCAACACUGGCGAGAAUGUGGACGCCGCGCCUCGCCUCGUCCCCCCUCGCCUCGUACCUCGCGCCCAAAAACCGACUCCAGUCGGAGGACAGACGAGACGAGCCGAGGCGCGGCGAUGUGACGCGAGGGUACCCACUACUCUCUCUCUCUCUCGUGCUCGCAUUCCCUCGUUUAAUUUAACCUCGGCGAGAGUGUAGUGCUAGCAUUAGAUUAAAACAAAAAGGGAAGAUACGGUACCUACGCUCAUACUAGCAUCAAAUAAAAUAUGAUAAGCCUCGACUACAUAAGCAACUCUCACACACGCACACGUAUGUAAAUAUAAUUCAAUCGAGCGAGCGAGACAGAACUGUACGCUUCAACGCAGACCGAGCGACACUGCCGGAUUUAGGGGAGGGCAACCGGGGCGAAAGCCCCGGGGCCUCCACAAACGGGGGGGGGGGGGGGGGGGGGGGGGCACAAUAGAGACUUCGGAAAAAAAGCUCGAAAGGUUCCGUUCGUUAACUCUAAGAUUUAAUUUCAGAUAAUUCUUGUUUUCGUUUAUAUUUAUAUGUGUUUGUUCAAUACUAAGGGAAUCUACUUGGUUUACAAUAAAUUAUUUAUUGAAAAACUCAACUGAAAAAAAAUUGUUUACUUUAUUUGGAAAAUAAUUUGGGGUGAGGGGGCCACCGCUCCUCUGUUGCCCCGAGGCCUCUGAACCUCUAAAUCCGGCCCUGCCGAGCGAAACGGCGAAUCGGCUUCCGAGUGCGUACGGCUGAGCUGUAUUGUUUGUUGUCCUUUUCUUGAUAACAAAAUGGCGAUUCGUAAAUAACAUUCACGACAAACCGUGACUUUUGAGAAAAAAUGAUUUUACAGUGUUACGAAUGAGAAGUGUUGCCGAGGCAUUUGUUAUUUGAUUUUGAACGACAUAUUUGUGUUAUUUAUAAAAGCAUCGAAGGAAUUGUUUUAUUCUUCUCUUCUUUAUUCUUCGUUUAUUCUGAACUUCGACACCCGAUGACGGGGCGCGUGGGACGACAGUGUCCGUGGGGCCAGCGCUGGAUGUCGAUGGUGUUGGGGGCGCUGGUGUAACGGCCGCCGUGGUUAGAGCCCCAAGUGGUGCUGAGGGGUCGGACGUCGGCGGAGUGUCGACGUACUUCCUCUUGGCGUUCCUGAUCUUCAGGUACACCGACCCAAACAUGAAGCUGAGUCGGCGUCCCCUAGCCAGGAUCGCAGGCACAACGUCCUCAGGGAUCGAAACCACAACGAAUGUGGCCCCGAUGGUAGGCUGCUGUUGGAUGCCGUUAAGCAGCCAACGUUCGGGUUUCAGCUCCGGAUUCCCGAUCUGCAGGCAUUUGCCUAGCAAAACUUGAUGGUGCUACCAGAGCUUGGGCAGCACAAAACCAUACCUAACUCUUUUGGGGAUCUCGUCGUCCCGGAGGACCACAAGCUCACCCAGCUCCGAGUCAUGGAUGUCUCAUAUUACCUGUUGGAACCACAUAAACGUAGCGUUGUUGGUGCACGUGAAGCGAAGGCACCCGUCCGCAUAGAGGGAUUUCUCACUGAACGCUAGACCCUCCCUUAAACAGGCUGGACGUUCUGUGCUCAUCGCCACCUGUAAAAAGGCUUCUUCAAGCUUCUCCUCAAUCAGCUCCGCCGUCGAUCUCGAGAUGAACCCGGUCUUCGACGUAACGGCGCAUCUGAUGAGAGCCGAGGAGGCUGCAGCCGCCGCAUAGGAUUUUGGGGCGGUCCCGGUCGCCGUCGUCUUAAGGGGUCACGGGAGACCCGUUUGAGCUGCCGUCUUCUUCGCGUCCGCUCCCUCUGCCUCUCCAUACGCGUGGAGGCCUGGCCGGAUGGUGCGGGGGUCCGAGUUGCUUCUACCUUCCUCGCUCCUUUCCUAGCCACGACCGUCCACUUCGGCUCCAGCAGUUUGUGUGUGUCCUCGAUCUGAGGUGUAGAAGAGCUUUCCUCAAGCAAGCAUUCCGAUUUCUCGGUUUGCGAGCGAGCAGCUGUGCCCUCUGGUUUCCCAUCGGGUGUUGGUAGAACUUUGAACCUGUGUGUGUGUCCAUUGUUCGUGGUGUAUAACUUCAUCCAGUCGGAUUCCCACCCUCCUUGGAGCCCGCACAUUUGGGAGUGCCCAUAGUGGUGCACUAGGACUACCGACUGGAUAUAGGAGCAGAGAGGUGUCAGGUGCGACAUUGGAAGCUCGAAGUGUAUGGCUGGGUUACCGAUUCAGAGUACCCCAGUUGUUCCACACACCCGUGCCUCGUCAGCAUGAGCUUAACCAAUUAGAGCGGCAAACCGCCCCAGACCCCUCCACUCCUCGCUGCGGCCCUCUGAUGGGACGCGUGACCGUAUCCCCUCUGGCGCUACCCAAAGAGGCUGCCGUUUCUGUUGAAAUCCGGACCAAAGAGGGUGUGUUGUGUCGCGAAGUUACUACCGCCGACCUCGCUUCACUCAACCCUCCAGUACUCCUUCAUCCCCCCUUACGGCGCUCAACUGCGCAGGCCUUAGCGCAGGAGAGGCUAAUAGUCUACCGCGCCGCCUCCCAUUUCCCGGUAGAGCCUUUGUUAGGUUCGGCCUUGGGGAGUGACAGGAUUUAGGAUGAAGAAGGGGCUAAACGAUUAGUUGGAAUUGGAAAGAAAGGACUACGGAUCACAGGAAGUAUCUCCCAUGAUGUUGGAGUGCAUCAAUGGGAUAGCAUUACUAAAUUCAGCUACGAGGAUCCCAGGGUAGAUAUUAGUGUACGUUUACAGAUCCAGGUAUUACCGGGGUGAACGACGUGGACGUAAGUGUCGCCGCAGACGGGCCACUGACCACAAACACAAAACGCCGCCACCGGCAUAUUACUUGUAGUUUUCAUACUUUUUCUAUGGACUCGCCACACACGGUACGCCGUGGGUCGCCACACGCUACAAAUCGUCGUUGCUCGCUUCUUGUGGCCCGCACCGGCCACUUAAUGCGCCUAUACAAAACGCCGCCACACGUCACUCGCGCGAUUCCCCACCCCUCUCUCCCUUACCUUAGUUGGCCGCUGUCGCGCGCUUCAGCCACUUUAGUAGCCGCUUUUAGCUUCUCGUGGCGGCGUUUGUGGCUGUGGCGCGUGGCCCGUGUGCGGCGACACUAAGAGUGACACUUGACGGCAGACGUGAGUUACCCAACAACGUACACUUGGGCACACAUCAGCCCCCCCGUUUUUAAUACUUUGAUUAUUAUUCUUUAAAAAAAUUAAGAAGUUUGUAAAUAGACACUUUUGAUGCAGAUGGUAGUAAAUAGACACUUGAUAAAAAAAUAUUUGUAAAUAUCUGUUUUUGAUGAGAAAUGUUCUUGCAUACAUAAUAGACAGCACUCAGAAUACGAUUAACUUUCUUUCUUGUUGAUUUUGGCACAUAGUUUCCUCUUCUUUGUGGAUCGCGAGGAGUGAGUAGCCGAGUCAAGUAAUAUGUCUUGGUCAAUUUUUUUCGUAGACAUAUAAUAAUAAUUAUUAUUUAUUCCAUAAAAAUAUGGUAUAAAAGUGUUUGAUUAUUCUCAUGUCUCACAUAUUUUAGUGUUAAACAACAGUUUUUAAAUCAAAUUAUAUAUACCUAGAAGCAUGGACUUAUAAAAAAAGGCGGACAGAGUCC
Messenger RNA from Chilo suppressalis (striped riceborer), 14120 nucleotides. NCBI's taxonomy places the organism in Eukaryota, Metazoa, Arthropoda, Insecta, Lepidoptera, Crambidae. The record is from the annotation of a GenBank genome assembly.